UUCAGCAGGAGAAAAAUGUGCCGGCAGGCGUAUCCGGGGAGAAGACCGGGACACUCCGAAACCAACUCUACCACCGAAACGCGUGAUUAUGCUCAGCGUCGCGAUCGAACCGGGGGAACCGGGUCUGGAAGUCGCGAGUCGCCGUCCGACGAUCUCUCAGCGUUGCGAUCGCGCAUUAAUAUCCCGAGUGUUGUAGAAGUGAGUCGUGUGCAGUUGGUCCGGCGCGGGCGUAGUUCACACCACAUCACGGACCGGAUCGAUCGGAUACGGAAGGAGAAAAAGGUUAACAUUUGCAUACAGCCGGGUGGUGAUGGGGUGCUGAUGGCCUCGACCACUCCAACCGUCAGUAUCUGCACGGUGGGUGGGAACGCAUCCGGAACGACGAUGAGCUUGGAAGAGACGGUUGAGGUGGUGAUACCGCUCGUGAAGAGCAUAACUAACCUGACCUUCCGGAACCUGUCCUUCAGCGUACCGCAAAGACCGAACGAUCCGGGAUCGGGUGGGGAGGAUCGAAAGCAUCUGCUGCGUAACAUUUCCGGAACACUUAAAUCGGGAAGACUGACAGCAAUUCUAGGACCCUCGGGAGCCGGCAAAUCCACGUUACUCAACAUUCUCAGUGGGUUUCGAACACAAGGCGUUAGCGGAAAGAUUCUUAUCAACAAUGAGCUGGUCGAUUGCCACAAAUAUCGGCAACUAGUCGCCUAUAUGGCCCAAGAUGUUCCGCUGCUGGGGAACCUUACUGUUCGCGAAACGCUGCACUACGUGGCCGAUCUGCGGCUAUCGAAGAACGUGUCCUACAUUCAUAAGACGAAAAUCGUGAACGAUAUCGUGACGUUGCUCGGGCUGGAAAAAUGCUCGCACAGUUUGGCCCGGGUGCUGUCCGGAGGGGAGCGGAAACGGUUAUCGAUCGGUCUCGAGCUGGUUUCUAAUCCGAAGAUUAUGUUCUUCGAUGAACCGACGAGUGGACUGGAUAGUGUGGCCUCGUAUCAGGUGAUCGCGUACAUGCGUGAUCUCGCUCGACAAGGCCGAUGUGUGGCCAGCGUUAUCCAUCAACCAAGCUCCGAGCUGCUGGAGCUGUUCGACGAUGUGUACGUGGUAGCGGAUGGCCGUUGCAUGUUCCAAGGCUCGCUGGAUGAACUAAUACCGACGCUAGAGGAGGUAGGAUUCACCUGUCCACCAUACUACAAUCGAGCCGAUUUCGUGCUCAAGAUUGCCUCGCAACGCCAUGGUGAUGUGGAUAGUGUGGAAAAACUGAUCGCAAGGGCUGACACCGCAAUCAAUGGGUUCCUGGAACACGACGCAACAAACGGAGAAGACACCGCAUCUGUUCUGGCGACGAGCAGAAGAACCAGUGCCCAAUACCCCAUCUGCUGGUGGCGUCAGUUUGUCGUGUUAACCCGACGGACAAUGCUCGGAACGGUACGGAACAUCACCCUCACACGCUUUCGCCUGCUUGGGCAUCUCCUGUUCGGUCUCACGAUCGGGAGCGUGUUCUACGAUGUAGGGGAUGAUGCUACCAAAGUGCUUUCGAACGUGUCCUGCCUGAUACUGUUUCUCAUGUUCAUCGUGUUUUCUAACGCAAUGACGGUGGUGCUAACAUUUCCUCUCGAAAUGGCAGUGUUUGUGAGGGAGCACAAGAGCAACUACUAUCCGGUGUCGGCGUACUACUGGUCGAAGAUCAUCGCCGACUUCCCACCGAUGCUGCUCGGAGUCACCUGCUUCCAGCUGAUCGUAUACUACCUCACCGGUCAGCCGAACGAAACGCAUCGAGUCACGAUGUUCUGGGGUGUGUGCGCACUGUUCGGUUGGUUGGCCCAAAUGUACGGCAUGGUCGCCGGCAGCAUCUUUCCCAUCGAUGUGAGCCCGUUCGUGGUGCCAGCAUCCAUCAUUCCCGCCGUCCUGUUUUCCGGUUUCUUCAUUCGCUACAAAGAGCUACUGGCCGCAUAUCGGCCACUUACGUAUGUGAGUUACUUUCGAUACGGUUUCGAAGGACUUGCACAAGCCUCGUACGGUUUCAACCGGACUGAGCUGGCCUGUGGCGAAAUGUUCUGCUACUAUCGCAAAACGGCGAAGAUCAUGGAGAUGCUACAGAUGGAACGGGAUCGUUACUGGUACGAUGUGGCUGGUCUAGCCGUUUGGAUUUCGGUGCUCCAUGUGCUGCUUUAUGUUAGCCUCCGACUGCGGCUGCGGUGGAAUCGCUAAAACUCUCUCAAGAUCUCAAGACGACGGAACUAUAUAAAACCUUCAACCAAUUAACAGUUAGCGGGAUGGCUUCAUGAUGAAGGUAAAAAUAGCGCCUAGUCUUGAUGGAAUGAGACACAAAUGUUGCCGUUCGAAUAGGUGAAGCUUUUCUGCUUUUUACUACCACGAGCACUUAGUUACAUUUGUUACAUUACCACUUUGUGCGUAAAUCAUAAAAGUACAGUUAGAUAUGGCCGUCAAGUUGUGUAAUAAAGCAAAU
Messenger RNA from Anopheles darlingi, 2461 nucleotides. Its product is annotated as ATP-binding cassette sub-family G member 1-like. The coding region runs from base 16 to 2202 and encodes 728 amino acids. The record is from RefSeq and is a predicted model, not a curated record. Gene Ontology annotation, molecular function: ATP hydrolysis activity; ATP binding; ABC-type transporter activity. Gene Ontology annotation, cellular component: plasma membrane. NCBI's taxonomy places the organism in Eukaryota, Metazoa, Arthropoda, Insecta, Diptera, Culicidae. The transcript has 6 exons.